GCAGAGCGACAUGUACGAGUGUUCGCUGACAUGUUGAACGCACCAUCGAAAGUGCCCUGCCUCGAGCGUUGGCAAAGUUUAAACUGUCAACAAACUGAUGCAAGUCCCCUUCAGGUUCACACACGCUUUUACUAGCUUAUGCAAACAUUUUCUUCACACCACAUCUGAUUCAACCCAGAUUGUCAGGGGAAAGACGGAUAUUUUUGAUGUCGGACGUUUAGAUUGAGUCAGACUAUAGACAUGGAAACUUGCGUUAUGUCAGCGCUGGACAGACCCGCGACGGAGCUGACUGUCGUGGAUGUGUACGACAUAGCCGCGGUACUCGGGCAGGAAUUUGAACGGAUCAUCGACAGAUUUGGGUGCGAGUCUCUGGUCGGUGUGGUGCCCAAGGUGGUGCGGGUCCUGGAGCUGCUGGAGGCGCUGGUGAGCCGCGGACCUGCCGGGCAAGAGGCCGAGGAGCUGCGGAGGGAGCUGGAUAGGUUACGACAGGAGCGGAGCGACAGACACAAACAGGAGAGGAAGCAUCAGAAGGACUUGGAGCUGGUGGAGGAUGUGUGGAGAGGAGAAGUCCAGGACCUGCUCUCUCAAAUCACUCAGCUUCAGGCAGAGAACAAGAGGCUCUUAAUGAGCCUCCCUCUCAAAGAGCCUCCAGUCAACGAGGAAGACCUGCAGAAACAGGAGGGAGUGUCAGAGAAGGAGAGGCAGGUGAUGAAGAAGCUGAAAGACUUGGUGGAGAAGCAGAGAGAUGAAAUCCGGGCUAAAGACCACGAGCUGACAUUAAAAAACGAAGAUAUUGAGGCGCUCCAGAUGCAGCAGCAUCGGUUGAUAAGAAUCAAUCAGGACCUUCGUCACAGGAUAGGAGUGAUGGAGGCUCAGGGCAAAGCACUGAUCCAGCAGAGGGCUGAACUGGAGGCUGCGUACCAGGCACAGCAGCAGGAGCUGGGGGCUCUGCAGCUGGAGGUCACAAGGCUGAGAAAGGAGCUCCGCGGGUGGGAAUUGGAGAGAGAGGUCACUAAUAUAGUAGAAACCUCUCUUGCCACAUCUGAAAUCCCAUCGCUUACAUCACCACAGAUGACGUCCUUGGCAGCAACACCAGCUAACACCCUCAAAUCAGAUUCAGUGUGGGUGGAGUGUGGAGGGGACCCUGACUUUCUGGCGAACUGCUUUGAGCCUGAUAAGACUCCUUCCCCUCUCCCAAGGUCACCAAACAAAGAAAAUAUUGAGGAAAAGGUUGACGAUGAUGAGGACACGACAGCAUUGUUUCCGAAAACAUCAACUGAUAGAGAGCCAGAGGAGGACACAGACAGUGUGGAUGAGGAGUUUGACAAACCUCGCUUCACCCUGCAGGAGCUGCGGGAUGUCCUGCAGGAGAGGAAUGAACUCAAGGCCCAGGUGUUUGUGUUACAGGAAGAGCUGGCAUAUUUUAAAAGUGAGGAGAUUGAAGAUGACGUCAGCUCCAUUGUCUGUACUUCAUCUCCUCUGCCCUGCUCCAAAUCCACUGAUCUGCCCGAAUUAGGAAUUAGACGCUUGAUCUUCACUGCCAUAAUGCCGAUGGUGGCGGCUGGUUUGAUUGCAGACGACCCAACGUUGUUGCCAAUCAGAAGACUUGUUUCCUCUGUAUGAUGUUGAGUUUAAAUUCUUCCUCUUAAACCAUUGCUCUUUUUUUCUUCAGAUUAUGUUAACUCCAGUUUGUUUCUCCCAACACAUUUUGUCAGUGGAUAUAUUUACAAGAAUUGGUUAUAUCGCUGAAUUUUAUUAGUUAUUUUAAACUAAAUAUGUAUGGCAUUUAUACAUUUGAUACCUUCAUAAAUGAUGCAGUUUAGCUAACUUAGAACUUUAAACGAACCUUAGCAAUUAAAAUGUGAGGGAACUGGCCAUGUGUACUUAUGUGCUCUCAGGGUUUCGUGGCUCCGUCAUUAUUUGUCAGUGCAUCACUGCUGCAUUGCCAGACUUUCUCGAUUCAUUGCUUGAUCCAAAUACCAAAAUGGUGUGACUGUGUUAUAUUCCUCAGAGUAUGAAUUGAGUUUUCACAAGCACUUUAAAGUUUUUUUAGCAGCCUUUUGUGUCAUUUAUGUUUUGGUGAUGUUAAAAUGUAUCUGAUUGCAAACUACUGGUGUCUGAGUCUGGUUUUAAGGUUCAGUGAAAGAGCUGGAUGACCAUGUUCCUUUGUUUGUUUAAGAGACUGUUUGAGUUAAGCGCCAGCAGCUCAGUGCCAGCAAUAAAUCAUCCUCUGAAUGAAUGAAAAGAGGACGUCUCCUUGCAGCACUACAGUCUGGCACCAAACUCUGUGGUUUAUACUAGUACAAUUGUAAAAAUACCAGAAGAAACCCAUGCUGACAACAAUGAGUAUUGUAAAAAUGUGCCAUAACAACCCGUAUGUGCUGGGUUACGUCUGUAAAAUAAUGCUUGUUCAGAAUAAAUGUAAUAAAGUUUUAUUUUCUAUC
Scatophagus argus is the source of this 2444-nucleotide messenger RNA. RefSeq names its product RILP-like protein 1. Gene Ontology annotation, cellular component: cytoplasm; ciliary basal body. The record is from RefSeq and is a predicted model, not a curated record. The coding region runs from base 241 to 1623 and encodes 460 amino acids. The transcript is spliced from 8 exons. Gene Ontology annotation, molecular function: protein dimerization activity. Gene Ontology annotation, biological process: cilium assembly. NCBI's taxonomy places the organism in Eukaryota, Metazoa, Chordata, Actinopteri, Scatophagidae.